UGAAAAGGUCAAACGAUCGCUCCCACACAUACGCACCUCUUUCUCGAACCAGAGGUUUGGGUUUUUUUUUCGUUGUUCGAUGGUUUCCGUUCGCUCGCAAUGACAUGGCCUCCUCCUCCUCCACACCACCACCCUUUUGGAGUUUAGAGCGUGAUUUGCUCUCCUCUCAUCAACCCAAAACCACCACUCUCUCUCUCUCUCUCUCUCUCUCUCUCUUCAAAUUCCUUCAAUUAAUUAGGUGACUCUUUCCUUAUAUUCAGUCUUUGUUUUCUUUGCUCUCUCCUUUGUCCCUUUCCCAUUCACUCCUCCACAUGAAGUUUCAUUGAUCAAGCUUGUACAGAACUUCCUCUAUCUCAGUUCCGGCAAUACAAGCAACAUGGCAACGAAACCGAAAGAGAGCACCUCUCUGGUGAAGAAAAAGAAGGUCGCGUCUCCUUCAGAUCAUCAUCAAACCAGCAUGGCCCAAACCAAACGACCUAGUCCGACUUUAAAGCAAUCCAACUUAUUAUCUUCUCCAACCACCAGUGUCGCUCCGACAGCAUCAGAUAAGCAACUCCCGAAUUAUCUAAAACCGACAUUGAGCUCACGGGUUGAAUCGCCAAAGCCAGGAACGAAGAAACAUGUCUCAUUGUUGCCUGGAGCCUCUGCUCAGAAGCCUCAUCUCUCCAGAAGAAACUCUUUUGACAAGUCUGAAUCAUCUGCUCAGAUGCAGAAGAUCUACACUUCAUCCAGUCCAAGAGAGAGGUCCUUAACAGUUAAAAGUUUAUCUUUCUCUUCCCAAUCCUCUGGUUUGGCAAGGCCAGUUUUGGACAGGACCUCAAAAACACCUAAAGCUGGUCCUGCCAAGUCCCAGGCUUCAACCAUAGCUGGAAAUAAGGCCACAAGGAAGAGUUCAGUUUCAACUCCCUUAACCAUCAAGAAGGAGACCGGUAGGUUGAGUAGAACUCCGAGCAAUCCUGACGAAAUUUCAGAGAUACUGAAUGCCGAAUCAGGAAACUUAGACAACAAGAAACCAGAGGUGAAAGACGUGGAAGAGGUUGUCAUCGUGAAGGUUGAGAGUGAUCAUGCAGUAGAUGUUGCCCCAGAUUUGCAGAAACCUAAAGAUAUCAUUGAUGAACAUGAUGAUAUCAUCCUGGCAGGUGAUGAACUUGUGAAAGAUCAAGAGACUCUGGUUGAUCAGGCUCGUGUCAUUUCCACGGUGGAGGACCACAUUCAUGAUUCAACUGAAUCUUCCCAGGGAGAAGCAGAAGAUACCGAGGACAAAUUAACUGAACAAGAAGCUACUGAAACCCUUCUUGGUGACAAAAUUGGUGAAGAUAAAGAUCAAAUUUCUAGUGAUGAGACUGAUAUUAUACAAGAGGAGAUCUCAACAGAAGUUGCUACACCAGAAGAUAAAAUAGAAGAUCACGCCCACAAAAAGACCGACACCAUCACAGCAGAAACUGGAGAAGCAGAGGCAACAAGUGAGAAGCCAGAGCAGGCUGGUGAAGGGCAAAACCUGAACAAGCCCAUAUCAUCAGAUGAUGAAAGGAAAGAUGCGCCAGCAGAGAGCACAGUGAAAGAAGAAGCAAAGCCAUUGACGAUCAAGACCAUUUCCCUUCGAAGAGCCAGAGACCUAGUCAGGGGAACUCGAAGAAGGAAUCGCCAGCAUACAACGACGUGAUUGCGGAGACCUCGAGCAAGCUGAUGGAGAAGAGGAAGAACAAGGUGAAAGCACUGGUGGGAGCUUUCGAGACCGUCAUAUCCUUGGAAGAGCCCCAAACUUGAC
This is a messenger RNA of Eucalyptus grandis, 1768 nucleotides long. RefSeq names its product neurofilament heavy polypeptide. Lineage: Eukaryota; Viridiplantae; Streptophyta; Magnoliopsida; Myrtales; Myrtaceae. The coding region runs from base 377 to 1663 and encodes 428 amino acids. The transcript has 2 exons. The record is from RefSeq and is a predicted model, not a curated record.